AGAACCCUACACCUGUGGCGCCUGUGGGAUCCAGUUCCAGUUCUACAACAACCUGUUGGAGCACAUGCAGUCCCACGCAGCUGACAAUGAAAACAACAUCACCUCCAACCAGUCCCGAUCACCACCUGCUGUUGUGGAAGAGAAGUGGAAACCUCAGGCCCAGAGGAACAGCGCCAACAACACUGCGACCAGUGGUUUACCACCCAACAGCAUGAUCCCCGAGAAGGAGCGGCAAAACAUUGCAGAGCGGCUGCUGCGGGUCAUGUGCGCUGACCUGGGUGCACUGAGCGUGGUCAGCGGGAAGGAGUUCCUGAAGUUGGCCCAGACCUUGGUAGACAGUGGCGCCCGCUACGGGGCCUUCUCGGUCACUGAGAUCCUGGGCAACUUCAACACACUGGCUCUGAAGCACCUGCCGCGCAUGUACAACCAGGUAAAGGUGAAGGUGACCUGUGCCUUGGGCAGCAACGCCUGCCUGGGCAUUGGUGUCACCUGCCACUCGCAGAGUGUUGGCCCCGAUUCCUGCUAUAUCCUCACAGCCUACCAAGCCGAGGGCAACCACAUCAAAAGCUACGUUCUGGGCGUGAAGGGCGCAGACAUUCGUGACAGUGGUGACCUGGUGCACCACUGGGUGCAGAACGUGCUGUCAGAGUUUGUGAUGUCGGAGAUCAGGACAGUGUACGUGACAGAUUGCCGGGUGAGCGCGUCCGCCUUUUCUAAGGCCGGCAUGUGCCUUCGCUGCUCAGCCUGUGCCUUGAACUCGGUGGUGCAGAGCGUGCUGAGCAAGCGGACACUGCAGGCCCGCAGCAUGCAUGAGGUCAUCGAGCUGCUCAACGUGUGCGAGGACCUGGCUGGCUCCACGGGCCUCGCCAAGGAGACUUUUGGGUCGCUGGAGGAAACAUCACCUCCGCCCUGCUGGAACUCGGUGACGGACUCGCUGCUGCUGGUACAUGAGCGCUACGAACAGAUCUGUGAAUUCUACAGCCGGGCCAAGAAGAUGAACCUCAUCCAGAGCCUCAACAAGCAUCUGCUCAGCAACCUGGCAGCCAUCCUGACACCAGUGAAGCAGGCAGUCAUCGAGCUGAGCAAUGAGAGCCAGCCCACCCUGCAGCUGGUGCUCCCCACCUACGUCAGGCUGGAGAAGCUGUUCACGGCCAAGGCCAACGAUGCAGGCACUGUCAGUAAGCUGUGCCAUCUCUUCCUGGAGGCCCUCAAGGAGAAUUUCAAAGUGCACCCAGCCCACAAGGUGGCCAUGAUCCUGGACCCACAGCAGAAACUGCGUCCUGUGCCGCCCUACCAGCACGAGGAGAUCAUCGGCAAGGUCUGUGAGCUCAUCAACGAGGUCAAGGAGUCCUGGACCGAGGAAGCCGACUUCGAGCCCACUGCCAAGAAGCCCCGUUCUGCCACAGGUGAGAACCCCACAGCUCAGGAAGACGAUCGGCUGGGGAAAAAUGAAGUGUAUGAUUACCUGCAGGAGCCCCUCUUCCAGGCUACCCCUGAUCUCUUCCAGUACUGGUCGUGCGUGACCCAAAAGCACACAAAACUCGCCAAACUCGCCUUCUGGCUCCUAGCUGUUCCAGCCGUGGGGGCCCGGAGCGGGUGUGUAAAUAUGUGUGAACAAGCACUUCUCAUCAAAAGGAGGCGACUGCUCAGUCCAGAAGAUAUGAACAAACUCAUGUUUCUGAAAUCCAACAUGCUUUAAGACUUUACUUUGAGG
This is a messenger RNA of Galeopterus variegatus (Sunda flying lemur), 1714 nucleotides long. RefSeq names its product zinc finger protein 618 (gene ZNF618). Bases 65 to 1699 code for a protein of 544 amino acids. NCBI's taxonomy places the organism in Eukaryota, Metazoa, Chordata, Mammalia, Dermoptera, Cynocephalidae. The record is from RefSeq and is a predicted model, not a curated record. The transcript is spliced from 3 exons.